GCCGUCGGGGUUUACCGUGGCGGCGAUGGGCGGCGUGCGGGGCGCCGCGCUGCGGGCGCUGGUGUCGGUGGCCGCCGGGCUGGUGGCGUGCGGCGGGGGGAGCGAGUACGACUAUGUCAGCUACCAGUCCGACCUGGGCCCCUACCCCGGCGGGCGGUUCUAUGCCAAGCCCCACCAGUGCGUGGCCAUCCCCGCAGACCUGCGGCUGUGCCACAGCGUGGGCUACGAUAAGAUGGUGCUGCCCAACCUGCUGGACCACGAGACCAUGGCCGAGGUGAAGCAUCAGGCGAGCAGCUGGGUGCCGCUGCUCAAUAAGAACUGCCACAUGGGCACCCAGGUCUUCCUCUGCUCCCUUUUUGCCCCCGUCUGCCUGGACCGGCCGGUGUACCCGUGCCGCUGGCUCUGCGAGGCCGUGCGUGACUCCUGCGAGCCCGUCAUGCAGUUCUUUGGCUUCUUCUGGCCCGAGAUGCUCAAGUGUGACCAGUUCCCCCAGGAUGAUGUCUGCAUUGCCAUGACAGCCCCCAAUGCCACCGAGGUCUCCAGGCCCAAAGGAACGACCGUGUGUCCCCCUUGUGACAACGAGAUGAAGUCGGAGGCCAUCGUGGAGCAUCUGUGUGCCAGCGAGUUCGCUCUGAAGAUGACCAUAAAGGAAGUGAAGAAGGAGAACGGGGACAAGAUGAUCGUCCCGCGCAAGAGGAAGGCGCUGAAGCUGGGCCCCAUCCGGAAGAAGAACCUGAAGAAGCUGGUGCUGUACCUGAAGAACGGGGCUGACUGUCCCUGCCAUCAACUGGACAACCUCGGCCACUACUUCCUCAUCAUGGGCCGCCAGGUGAAGACCCAGUACCUGCUGACGGCCAUCUACAAGUGGGACAAGAAGAACAAGGAGUUCAAGAAGUUCAUGAAGAAGAUGAAGUCUCCCGAUUGCCCGACGUUUCCGUCUGUCUUCAAGUGAUGGGCAAUGGGGGAGCCGCUGCCUGGACCUGGCCGAGCCCUCCUGCUCCCUCCUUAUGCUCCUUGGAGCUUCCCUUGCUGACCCCAGGCUCCCACCUCCGUGAGCGUGACGUGCACCAGGCGCGGUUCACGCCUGCAGCAUCCAGCAUCCUGCUGCUGUGCGGAUGCGUCCGUUCGUUUAAGCAGCAGCUACCAGGUAAAGAGGGCAAGCAGAGCGGGGCCAGGUUAUGUCAGGAGGUGACACGCUUGCAGAAAGGACCCUCGUGACUGUCUUUGUGGCUGCAGGACCGCCCUAAAGUAACUCCUGUUCGAACCGGAGCCUCCCGAUUAUCCUCACGAUUAAAGUUAAUAGUGGACAACCUGUUACGACCUCUGAUAAAACCUCCUCGUAGCUAAUUGUCCUCACUGUAAAAAAGCCCCAUUGUAGUCUAAACCUGCUUAGUUUAAGCCUUAACCCUGGGGUCCUUGUGAUGCCUUGAUAGAGCUGGACUGGGGAGCCCCCCACCCCGACGAGCAUCUCUUGUGAUGUGCCUGUGCUGGCCUCCGCACCCGGCCGAGCCUGGCACC
Messenger RNA from Pezoporus flaviventris, 1518 nucleotides. RefSeq names its product secreted frizzled related protein 1 (gene SFRP1). NCBI's taxonomy places the organism in Eukaryota, Metazoa, Chordata, Aves, Psittaciformes, Psittacidae. The transcript is spliced from 3 exons. The record is from RefSeq and is a predicted model, not a curated record. The coding region runs from base 26 to 952 and encodes 308 amino acids. Gene Ontology annotation, molecular function: Wnt-protein binding. Gene Ontology annotation, biological process: negative regulation of canonical Wnt signaling pathway; non-canonical Wnt signaling pathway; canonical Wnt signaling pathway.